UGUAUUUAUAUAUACAUAACAAAUAUACACAGUACACACACUGUAUUAUGUAAACAAAAACUUUUAUUUUGGAUUAAUCGUAAUUAAUCGUUUGGCAGCCAUAAAUAUAUAUAUAUAUAUAUAUAUAUAUAUAUAUAGCCAGUGGGUGUCCAGGUUGUCCUAAUCAUACUCAAAAAAAUUGUUGAACAAUGUGAAAUUGUGUAAGAAGCAUACAAUGAAAAAUUAAUAUUCUGCCAUUAUUUACUCACCCUCAUGUCAUCCUAAACCUGUGAAUUGUUUUUUUGUCCAUACAAUGAAAGUCAGUGGUUUUCAAUUAGUGUUGUUUUGGACCCCAUUGACUUUCAUCACAUGGACAAAACAUAAUUGAGACAUUUGUCAAUAUAUCAUUUCAAAUUUUGGGGGUCAUCAAGAUCUUUAUUUAUUUUUUAAUAAAUUUAAAUAUUCUUAUUCUGCAAGGAUGCAUCAUGGGACACUGAAGACUGGUGUAAUGAUGCUGAAAAUUCAGCCUUACGAUCACAGAAAUAAAUUACAUUUUAAAAUAUACUCAAAGAGAUUUUCUAUUGUACAUAGUAUUACUGUUUUUACUGCAUUUUUCAUCAAAUACAUUCAUCUCCCAUCACCCCAAAUUUUUCAUGGGUAGGGUUGUAACAGGGCUGACGAGAUGUGAGACGUGCGGAUCCAAGUGCAAGCUUUUAUUUACAGGCAUGGUCAUAAAUACAGGCAGGGUCGAGCAAUGGCAAACAGGUAUGGCAGGGACAAGACAAAGAGUAAACAAAGACGAGCCUGGGUCAACGAUCGGCGAACAGUAUCCAAAGGGGCUAGACAAGGGAGGUAAUCCAAAACGUAAACGAUAGUCCAGGCAGGGGAAAACACAAUCCUACAAAUGACUAGACUAGACUAGACUAGACUAGACUAGUCUAUAGACUAGACUAGGGAAACUAACAGGGGCUCUGUAGGGCAGCGAUAAAUGCAUACAAUACUCGGCAGUGAGGAAAAGAAAGUCCAGGGUUUAAAUAAGACAUGUAAUCAGUGCAAUGUGUAAUCUGUGACAGCUGUGUGUGAUCAAUGCCAUGAGCUGUGUGCCCGUGAGCAGGUGAGCGUGUGAUUAGUGAGAUGGCUGAUGGGAAAUGCAGUCCAUUGUGAUGUGUGGUGUGAAAGUCAAUAUGAUGGCAGGCCGACAGAAGGGCAGGCCCAGGAUUCGUAACAAGGGUAUUCUUUUAUAUUCCACAGAAGAGAGUCAUGCAGGUUUGGAACAAUAUGAGGCAACACCUCAAGAUGCAGCCAACAAAUGGACUGAGCAGCGCUGUCACUGGAAAUCACCUUUAACAGAGGAAACAGGAAAGAACAGACAAAGAUAUCGCUUUCCAUUCUAACUAAUGAUUUAUUGUGAAUAUGAGGUUGAGGCUGAAGAAUGAAUGCUGUAACAGAUGGAGAGGGUCACUUGCCCCAGCCGCUCAUUUCCCCUCAGGAUGGAUCGUGAAGAUGAGGAGGAUUGUGUUUUGCUCAGAGGUUAAUACUUUGAGGCAGUAAUCUUUGAGUUUAUGACUGAAGAAAGCGUACUGCUCUCCCACAGGCAGCUGACUGGAGCCAUACGCAAUAUAAAUAAACACCAGUCACAUAGUGGACUUUGUAUACAGGGAAAACUUACUGACCUGAGGGCAAAUGCACCUACAAGAGCCACUUUGUUCCUCAUCUUUUGGGUUCAUGGUUUGGAAUUAAGGUCAUAAAAUAAGAUGUUCCAAAUGAGACAAUAUCUUACUGUCCUUCUCCUGGCUGGAGCCGUGAAGUCACAGGUCAACCCAGCUGUGUGUAGGUACCCACUGGGGAUGACUGGAGGCCAAAUUCAGGAUGAAGAUAUUUCUGCUUCCAGCCAGUGGUCAGAGUCCACCGCAGCUCGAUAUGGCAGAUUGGAUUUUGAUGAUGGAGAUGGAGCGUGGUGUCCAGAUGUCAUGGUUGAACCAGUCAAUCUAAAGGAAUUUCUGCAGAUUGACCUUCGCACCCUCCAUUUUGUCACUCUUGUUGGCACGCAGGGAAGGCACGCAGAUGGAGUGGGCAAUGAGUUUGCCCAGCGAUACAAGGUUAAAUACAGCCGGGAUGGCACACGCUGGGUCUCCUGGCGUGAUCGGCAAGGUCGACAGAUCAUUGAAGGGAACAGUAACGCCUAUGAUGUUGUGCUUAAGGACCUGGAACCUCCCAUUAUUGCUCGUUUUGUGCGUUUCAUGCCUGUGACUGACCCCUCUAUGAUUGUGUGUAUGAGGGUGGAGCUCUACGGCUGUGAAUGGCUCGAUGGUCUUGUGUCCUACAGCGCCCCUGCUGGCCAGCAGAUGUUUUUCAGAGGUCAACAAAUCUUCUUAAAUGAUACUGUGUAUGAUGGAGCCAUUAGUUACAGCAUGACAGAAGGCCUUGGACAGCUCACUGAUGGAAGCUGGGGUUUAGAUGACUUCACCAAAAGCCAGGUGUAUGGGGUCUGGCCUGGCUAUGACUAUGUGGGCUGGACCAAUGCUAGUUUCCCUGGUGGCUUGGUGGAGAUGACAUUUGAAUUUGAUCGUGUCAGAAAUUUCACUUCAAUGAAGGUCCACUGUAACAACAUGUACACAUGGGGAGUAAAAAUGUUCCGACAGGCCGUUUGUUACUUCCGUUCGGAUUCAGACUGGGAGCCCAAUCCUGUGGUUUUCAAGCUGAAAGCAGACAACAUCAGUCCAAGUGCUCGGUUUGUCACAGUUGCCCUUGGCAACCGCAUGGCCAGCGCAAUUAGGUGCCGUUUUGCAUUCAAUGACAUCUGGAUGAUGUUCAGUGAAAUUGCUUUCCAGUCAGAUACAGCAGUGUACAACACCUCUCUUGUUCCUCGUAAACGUAAUCAAACUCCAGGGAAUCACCCAGGCGAUGAUCCCACCCACAAAAUUGAUGACAGCAAUACAAGGAUCCUAAUAGGCUGUUUGGUGGCCAUUAUUGUCAUUCUGUUGGCCAUCAUAAUAAUCAUACUGUGGCGACAGGUCUGGCAGAAGAUGAUUGAGAAGGCCUCUCGGCGUAUGCUGGAUGAUGAGCUGACCGUGCGUCUUUCUGUUCAGAGAGAGGCCUUCACCCACCGUCACUCCUCUCUGUCCAGCGAUGUUGAAUCCACUUCCACAUAUGAACGAAUUUUCCCCAUGGAAUCUGACUAUCAGGAACCAUCACGACUUUUACGGAAACUACCAGAAUUCCAGGCUACGGAAAACUUAGCAAUGAUCGAUGCCCCUUCCGAACCCUCUACGGCCCACCCUACAGAUGAGGCCCCACACUACGCAGAGGCAGACAUCGUGAGCCAGCAGGAAGCCGCUGGUGCCCACAGUUACCGCGUCACGGUGGUCAACAUGCCCUUAUCUCCAGGAAGAGACGGAGCUCUGGAGGAGUUUCCGAGGGAGAGACUGACUUUCAAAGAAAAACUUGGAGAAGGACAGUUUGGAGAAGUUCAUCUGUGUGAAGCUGAGGGAAUGCAGGAGUUCAUGAAGGACCAUUGUGGCGACAUCAGCGAUGAGCCAAUGCUCGUAGCAGUCAAGACGCUAAGAGAGGACGCAAACAAAAAUGCAAGGAACGACUUCUUGAAAGAGAUCAGGAUCAUCUCACGAUUAAGAGACCCAAACAUCAUUCGCCUGUUGGCGGUGUGCGUUGAGAGCGAUCCGCUGUGCAUGAUCACGGAGUACAUGGAGAACGGAGACCUCAAUCAGUUCCUGUCCCGCCAUGAGCUGCAGGACGAAGGAGUUCCGGCUGACGACUCAGCUACUAUCAGCUACAGAAUACUGAUCCACAUGGCCUCUCAGAUUUCCUCGGGAAUGAAGUAUCUGUCCUCCCUGAAUUUUGUUCACCGUGAUCUCGCUACACGCAACUGUUUAGUGGGCACAAAUAACACCAUCAAGAUUGCCGACUUCGGCAUGAGCCGGAACCUGUAUCGUGGAGAUUACUACCGCAUACAGGGACGAGCAGUGCUCCCCAUCCGCUGGAUGUCUUGGGAAAGCAUCCUUCUGGGUAAGUUCACCAUGGCCAGUGACAUGUGGGCAUUCGGAGUGACCCUGUGGGAGAUUCUGACCCUGUGUAAAGAGCAGCCGUAUGCCCAGUUCACAGAUGAACAGGUGAUCGAAAACACGGGCGAAUUUUUUAGAGACCAAAACAAACAGGUCUAUCUGCCGAAGCCGCACUGCUGUCCUGAUUCAGUGUACAGCCUCAUGCUCAGCUGCUGGAAGAGAAAUGCCAAAGAAAGACCCACGUUCCUGGAGAUCCACAGCACCCUGAUGGAAUACCAUGACUAAUUCCAUGCUGAUGUACAGAGCAGCUUUUCCCCCCACACACAUUCAGCAAUUCCCAGACAUGUAAGGGAAGCCCAGCUAAAUGUAAUAGCAAUAUCCUUCUUUUUCAGUGUAGAUUAAAAAUAAGAAAAUCAUAAAUGUUGACCUAUAUAAAUAUGAAUAUUAUGUUCUAAAAAUUAAA
Molecule: messenger RNA, 4461 nt
Organism: Onychostoma macrolepis
Lineage: Eukaryota; Metazoa; Chordata; Actinopteri; Cypriniformes; Cyprinidae
Gene: ddr2b
Product: discoidin domain receptor tyrosine kinase 2b
Exons: 20
Coding region: 1734-4283 (849 amino acids)
Biological process (GO): positive regulation of kinase activity; multicellular organism development; protein phosphorylation
Cellular component (GO): signaling receptor complex; membrane
Molecular function (GO): protein tyrosine kinase collagen receptor activity; collagen binding; ATP binding
Source: RefSeq, a predicted model, not a curated record